Messenger RNA from Aspergillus novofumigatus IBT 16806, 2568 nucleotides. RefSeq names its product RFX family transcription factor. Gene Ontology annotation, biological process: regulation of transcription by RNA polymerase II. Gene Ontology annotation, molecular function: DNA-binding transcription factor activity, RNA polymerase II-specific; RNA polymerase II cis-regulatory region sequence-specific DNA binding. The coding region runs from base 1 to 2568 and encodes 855 amino acids. Lineage: Eukaryota; Fungi; Ascomycota; Eurotiomycetes; Eurotiales; Aspergillaceae. The record is from RefSeq and is a predicted model, not a curated record. The transcript is spliced from 3 exons.
AUGCGAGCCCGGUCAGAAGCUGUAGUUUCACGAAACAGCCGUCGACCAAGGUCUAGAGGAUCAACUGCCAGUAUCCAUUCCAGUACCACGCAACAAACACAGGACCAGCAGAUCGCCGAUGGGUUUUCCCAGUUUAUGCCCUCCCAAUCCGCCGCUGGUCACAAUGUCUUCGCGAGUAAUCCCGAAGACAUCAUUAUUCGGUUUGGCCAGCAGAUCUCGCAUCCUGUGAAUGGCACCUCGCUCGAUCCGACACUCCAAGAUCCUCAUCAUUCAGUGCUUCCUAGGGCAGAGGAAUUUCCGAGCCAUGCAAUGCACGGGCAUAGCCUCUCUCACCAUUCCAUCCCUUCAGGCCUGUCGCAUCACGGUCUGCCUGCCAUGCCGAUCCCUCAGUAUCAAGCGAUUUACGAUAAUAAUAUUGAAAAUCACUUGCCGGAGCACGUGCUAGAAGACAAUGAGAACUCGGAGACUGGUGCGAAGAAGAAGAAAGGUUCCAAUUCAUCACUAGCGAAUGACAAUGAACUGCGAAAGUUGCUCCGUCAGUACGAGGGCUAUUCGCUCAAGCAAAUGGCGGCAGAGGUUCUGAAACAUGAAGGGGCUGGGGGCAAGGCCGAGAAAGUUAAGCAGGUCUUUGCCAUGAUCUGGUUGAGAGAGAAUUGCCGGAAGAGCAGCGGUUCUGUCCGACGAGACCGUGUUUACUGUUGCUAUGCAGAGAAAUGUGGCACCGAGCGUGUGUCAGUCUUGAAUCCGGCUUCUUUUGGUAAACUCGUGCGCAUCAUAUUUCCGAAUGUGCAAACCAGACGCCUUGGUGUUCGUGGAGAAUCCAAGUACCACUAUGUGGAUUUAACGGUCAUCGAGGAAAAACAGCAGAAGCCGCCGCCGUUGAACCCGCAGGUCUCGUCGAUCACCAAUGGCCAAAUUGGUGGUAGCAUAGAAAACAAACUUGACGGAGCCAUGCAGAAGAGUAUUCUACCACCGCCGCCAACAGAUACCGCAGUGUUUCCUUCACCAACUGCGUCAUUUACACCUAGGUUCUCAACGAGUUCCUCGAACGCAGGAUGUAGCUGCCAAGACACCGCUAGUCCCAACGGUGACCACAGCAUUACCCUCGAGAAUGUCGGAAACCAUUCUGGGAAACUGAUUCAUCAGAUGCUCCACCUACCGUCCGCCGAGGGCACGUCUAUGGACAACGACUCCUUCCAACUGCCUGAUAUACGGGGCUAUCUUCCCGGUAAUACUGAUACUAAGGUGGCGGCGGCUCUUGCAGCCCUUUACCGCUCCCAUUGUAUCUCCGUAAUUGAUAGCUUCCGCUACUGCAAGGAGCGGAACCUCCUCCGCUAUUUCUCCGCUUUUCAUGGGACCUUGACGGUUCCAGUACAGAAGCUGCUGACACACCCAAACCUCGCUCCCUGGAUCAAGGAGUGUGAUUGGCUCAUGUACCAGAAGAUGAUUGCGUUCGUGGCACCUCUCACCACGCAGGUUGUUCCCAAACUUGUCCUGGACGCUUUUAGCUCGAUAUCACAACGGCUGACUGCUCAUAUUGGUGAGACGUUCAAAGCGCAACCUGCACAUGUCAGCCUGGCAAGGUUAAUACCGGCCCAUAUUUUCUGCAAUCUGCUCAGGCACAUGCUUGAUGUAAACCAAUCAGCCAAUGCGGCCGCAGCAUGGCUGUGCCAUCCUGAUAAUAGGAACCAGAUGUGGUUCGAUUUUAAAACGCUUGUUGAUGCAAAGGAGAUGAUCUCACGAGCGAACAUUCCCACAUGCGCGGAGCGGGCGGCAGAGCAGAUACUGAAACAUGACGUUCGAGCUCUGCUAACUCCUGUGGACGACCUGAACCCCUCUGCCUCUCACCCGUUCUUCACGAAGCCAGACACGGAAGAGGAUCGCGCGGCUCAUAAAUAUCCCGUCGAGGCGUCCGCUGGCGAGGAGUACAACUUUCCGGAUAAGUGGAUAUCUUUUAUACUUAGCCUAUCCUCCGCAUUUCCCCACCAUCGCACGCAAUGCGUCAUUGAAAAGGUCGACGCCUUAUGGGAUUGCAUUCUCCGUCGAUUGACCCUUGGCGGUGCGCAAAGCUUCAGCGCCUGGUGGAUGACGAAAGUUUUCUUUCACGAGAUGAUGUUAUGGCAGGCCGAAAAGAAUGGUUUUAUGCGUUUCACACCGAGCACCUUGCAAAAUAUGAGUUAUGGCUCUGACCAACCCGGUCCGCCCAAUUUUCUGCUGAAACAAUCCAGCGGUCCAUCUCCUGAGAAGAAUGGCCCUUUUAGCGCCUCUGAUGCGCAGCAGGCUAGUGAUCGGUCAAGGUCCAGUACAAGUCCUUCAUCGGCGGAUGUGAAUCCCCAAACCAGGACAUCACUCAAUCGACCGCCGUCAGACGCAGGCCCAAAUCAAGCCUCGGUGGAAACUGAAAAGCCACCUAGCAUCGCUGACAACAUUGCCAGUUUUCACGCUCCCAAUAAUGACGAUAGUGCUAUUGACCUUGACGAUGAUUCAAUGCUCAUGUCCGUGGGCAAAUAUGGUGAUAUGAUGGCCUCUGACCCAGCAGACGCUGAAGGAGAUGUUGUCGUCAUCUAG